Molecule: messenger RNA, 1017 nt
Organism: Leptinotarsa decemlineata (Colorado potato beetle)
Lineage: Eukaryota; Metazoa; Arthropoda; Insecta; Coleoptera; Chrysomelidae
Gene: P32
Product: complement C1q binding protein P32
Biological process (GO): cytosolic ribosome assembly
Cellular component (GO): mitochondrial matrix
Source: RefSeq, a predicted model, not a curated record
UGAUUAUUGACAAAUGACUGAAUUGACGUGACAUUUUAACUGUCUAAAAUAUUGGGCUAGCCUAGCAAGCACGUUUUUUGCAUUUACCGGUUUGUUAAAGAAUAUCUUCCUAGGAAAAUGAAUAAUAUAUUUAAAGUUGCCACUCGAUUUAAUGGCUUGAGAUCAUUAAUCAACCCAGUUAAAAAUAUAUCGGCUUCUUGUGCAAACCCACAUGGACAAAGGGCACGGAGCUUGUGGUGUAUGAGCAAAUCUUACAGUAACAAAAUCGGAGGUAUCGAACACUCUCAGCUAUGCAGUUGUGGCUGUGGUAACAAACGUCUCGCCCACAGCAAAGGUGAAAGCGAACUGGUGCAGUUUUUAACAGAGGAAGUAUUGGCGGAAAGGAAAGCUCAAAAAAUUAAAACUAUUCCAUCAGAAUUGGAUGGAUUUAAGGCGAGUUUAAAUGGAGCUGAAGUAACCUUGACAAAAAAUACUGAAGGCGAAUGCAUCAAAAUUACAUUCAAUGUGAAUCAUACAGUGGAUACAGAUCCUGAUGAAGAACCUAAGUUGCAUGAAAAUAUGGAUAAACCAGACAUAGGAGAAUUGAAAUCAAAGCCAGCAUUCAAAGUAGAACUUAUAAGAGGCGAUACUACUGUGAGUUUGCUCUGUUCCUUCAUGAAUCCCAAUGACCAAGAUGAAGGUUACAAUGAUGUUUUUGGUAUUGAUGAAAUUAGUAUUUAUAAUGGAGAAUGGAAUGAAAAUGUCUAUGCUGUAUCAGGAGAAGUUGUAGAUUCAUAUCUUUAUGAUCUUAUGUUGAAUUAUCUGGAGGAAAAGGGAAUCUCUAACGAAUUUGUAGAAAAAUUGUCGGACUACAGCACAGCGUACGAACAUACCGCUUAUAUAGGUCUCCUGGAGGGACUGUCAAAGUUUGUUUCUGGAAAAUAGAAGUUACACAAUGUAUUAUUUAAGUCUCAACUGUUUUUUUAUUAUUAUUUUGAAGAUUCCAAUAAAGUACUGAAGUAAACUUAGUUUCCAAUU